Molecule: messenger RNA, 3028 nt
Organism: Megalops cyprinoides (Indo-Pacific tarpon)
Lineage: Eukaryota; Metazoa; Chordata; Actinopteri; Elopiformes; Megalopidae
Gene: ptpdc1a
Product: protein tyrosine phosphatase domain containing 1a
Exons: 10
Coding region: 115-2415 (766 amino acids)
Biological process (GO): protein dephosphorylation; cilium assembly
Molecular function (GO): protein tyrosine/serine/threonine phosphatase activity
Source: RefSeq, a predicted model, not a curated record
CUCAGCCUUGAGCCGACAACAUGUCACUACAUGGGAUACAAGGAGCUACAUGACAAGUGCAAUAUUGAAUGAAAUUAACAAGGGAACCGGGAGAGAUGGGUUCACCGUACCGCGAUGGUUUUUAUUGUAAGCCGCUUUGGCGUGGAACACUCUGAACAAGCGGUUAGAAACGGAAGUGAAGAACCAGGCUCUACCAUGGCAGCAGGUGUGCUGAGUGACCCGCCCUACUCCACCGCUGGAGCCCGCAGUGGGGAGCAUACCUCAGAGAUGGAGAGGGAUCCUCCAGUGAGCACCAGGGUCCCCACUGCGAAGUACACGAAGGUAGGGGAGACGCUGAGGCACGUAAUCCCGGGCCACAUGCAGUGUUCCAUGGCGUGUGGAGGGCGAGCCUGCAAGUACGAGAACCCCUCCCGCUGGAGCGACGAGGAGCAGGCCAUCAAGGGGCUCUACUCCUCCUGGAUCACAGACAACUUGCUGGCUAUGGCAAGGCCUUCUACAGAAAUCAUUGAGAAAUACAACAUCAUCGACCAGUUUCAAAGGUGCGGCCUGAGGACAGUAAUUAACCUACAGCGCCCAGGAGAGCAUGCCAGCUGUGGCUACCCGCUAGAGCAGGAGAGCGGCUUCACGUACCGACCUGAGACCUUCAUGGAGGCAGGCAUUUAUUUUUACAAUUUUGGAUGGAAAGACUAUGGUGUGGCUUCUCUUACUACGAUCCUCGACAUGGUCAAGGUGAUGUCAUUUGCGAUCCAGGAGGGAAAAAUGGCUGUUCACUGUCAUGCAGGGCUUGGAAGAACAGGUGUGUUAUUGGCCUGUUACUUAGUGUUUACUACAAGGAUGAGUGCUGACCAGGCCAUUCUGUUUAUGCGAGCGAAAAGACCAAACUCGAUCCAGACCAGAGGGCAGCUGCUGUGUGUCAGGGAAUUUGCUCAGUUUUUGGUCCCAUUGAGAAACGUCUUUUCCUGCGCUGAGCCCAAAGCCAACCCCGUCACCCUGUCCCAGUACCUGACACGUCAGCGCCACCUGCUGCAUGGAUACGAGGCGCGGCAGCUGAAAAACACGCCAAAAAUCGUGCACGUCGUCUGCAAGCUGCUGUUGGAUAUUGCGGAGAACCGACAGGUCAUUCAGGAGGAGGUCUUGGAGAUCCCUGACCUCACGGCGGAGGUGGAGAAAACCGUCUCUCAGCAGGCCAUCCAACAGCUGGGAAAAGAGAUGAUAGGGAAGGGCAUCAGUGUGCCCUCUCCACGCCCACCCAGUCUGCCCAAACUGCCCUCGGUGCCAGCCAAUGAUGCAGUGCUCCCCAGCGAUCACGACUUGGACCCACUGUGGAACAGACAAAAUGGCGGACGUAUCAAAUCUGGGCCCUGCCUGCGGAAGAGCUACAGUGAAUCUGACGUGCACAGGGUUGGAGUAACCUGGAUCCUGGUAGACAGCCCUCUGGCUGUCCAGGAGGCCAAACCCUUUACCAACACGUUGAGCAAGCAGUGCUUGUCUCAGAACAACCUGGCGGAGGACCAUGAGCCCCACGAGGCCAUUCCGUCUUCUGUCCCACUCUCCCACAAGCAGGGCUUGCUCUACAGCUCCACCAGCUCGAUCUGGGAGCAGUCGAAAGCAGCCCACGAGAAAUCAGAGUCCCCCCUGUUUCACAGGAGGAGGCCCCUGAAAGGCGGGCACCGUAGCUUAUCCCUGGGCUGCACAGAGAGGGGCGAGAAGGUCAACAGCAGAGCUGUAGUAUCAGCCUGGCAAGCCGAGCGCAAAGCAGUGGCCCAUCAGAACCAAUCCACCGGGAGAACAUCACCAGUCGAGGCUCCAGAGUUUCAUACUGGAGAUGGCAAUGAUGAAAUAGAUAGAUCGCCAGAGAUCCCCACUUUCACCCUCCAGGCAGAACUCCCUCCGGAUGCACGGCGGUUGCGGGUGGCUCAAGCAUUAGCAGUAGAGCUAGACGAGGAUUGGGAGGAGCACAGACAGAAAGUCUCAAGUUGGCAGACGGAGCUCAACUCCAGAGAGGGGGCAUGGGAGCGGAUGUGCACAGAGCGAGACCCCGUCGUCCUGGCGGGCAUCAUGUGGUCCUGGCUGGAGCAGCUGAAGGAACCCAUCAUCACCAAAGAGGAUGUCCAGGCCCUAGACAGGAACCACCAGGACCUGCAGCUUGCCCUCAGCUCAAUGGACAAGGGCCCCAAACAGACGCUGGUGUGCAUUCUACAUUGUGUAGCACAUUUAAAGACAAUACCAGAGGAGGCUGAAGCCGCUGUUCUGGACCGCACAAUAAAAGCUUUCACCAAGAUGGGUUCUGAUUCAGAAGAGGAGAUUACCGUGCACAGGACCCUGAAAGCGAUCCUGAAGCCAGUUUUACAUGACAUGAGAAAGAAAGCCAUGGAGGAGCUAGAGACACCUUGUUACUGUAUAUCAGUCCCCUGAGCCCCCUCAGUUAGAACUGUUCAAGGGGAAGACCACAUGCAGGGCAAAGCAAAAAUGAUUCUGCAAUGAUACCUACUACAUUUCACACUGAAUUAUGGCAUAGAUCAAGAUUCACUGCUGCUACUUAAAUUUCAUUUGUUGAAUAAUGUUACCAUUUUAAAGAAUGUAUUUCAAGACGUGAUGUUAUCUCUGCAUCAAGCUGUUUUUCAUUUGACACUACUUGUAAUUGUUUUUGUUGAUGUUUUUGAAAGAAAAAACUGCCAUAUGUUUUUGUGCCAUCAUGCUCCGUUGAAGGUUUAUUUGAAUUGUCGUCUGCAGUGUCUUUUGUAAAGUCAGGUCUGUGUGUUUUGAAUAUACUAAUAAUGUGUAUUAUUAAUGUGUAUGUUUAGUUUAUAUUUAAUAUAUGUUAUUGUUUGUAUGUUGUUGAAUGUUAUGUAAAAGAACGAAGCCUCAUUUGAUGAGCAACAUUAUUGGAAAUAUUAACGUAGUUUUCCAGCAUGCUGCAGCAAGUGCAGAAAACACCUCUUUCUCUAUACUAUUUAAUUGAAACCAAAAAAUAUUUUCACUGUGCAAAACUGAAUUGUCCUGACAAAUAUUGUCAAUAUAUUUUAUU